Galendromus occidentalis (western predatory mite) is the source of this 2326-nucleotide messenger RNA. RefSeq names its product Endoplasmic reticulum protein 44 (gene ERp44). Gene Ontology annotation, cellular component: endoplasmic reticulum-Golgi intermediate compartment; endoplasmic reticulum membrane. The record is from RefSeq and is a predicted model, not a curated record. The transcript is spliced from 7 exons. The coding region runs from base 381 to 1556 and encodes 391 amino acids. Gene Ontology annotation, biological process: protein folding. Gene Ontology annotation, molecular function: protein disulfide isomerase activity. Lineage: Eukaryota; Metazoa; Arthropoda; Arachnida; Mesostigmata; Phytoseiidae.
AACUCGCUAGUAGAUCUGAUUGGCCGGUCUCCUCCCGAGGUCCGUGCGUCUAUCUACUCUCGGGCCAACUGCUACCACCAUCGGAGUGUCCAGCCGACAAUCGGUCUAUCCGGCGAUCGGUUCUCGCUCGCUCGAGCUCCGAAGUAGUAAACAUAAGUGUUCUAAACUUUCCGUGACACCUGUCUAAGGCUGUUAUUGGUACGAUCAUCGUACCUGGAGGAAAAACACUCUCGGAGAGCGUGCUCUCGUGUGCGGUGGUGGUGGUAGUAGUCUUGUGUUAUUGCUACUAGCGCUGCUGCCGCUGCCGUAGAUAUUGCCGCUGCGGCGAGUUGUUACCACCGGCGACGUCGACAACAACAAUAGAACAAAAUCUGAACAACAUGAGAUCACUCUCGAGCAUUUGUUGGAUCCUUCUGUCAAUUUCAUGGAUUCCGCAAUCCGUAUGUGGAGAAGCCACUGCAAUGACCAGCUCGAACUACGAAGAGCUGAUAGCCAAGUACGAGGUAGUUUUCAUCAACUUCUACGCGGACUGGUGUCGAUUCUCCCAAAUCCUACAACCUAUCUUCGAUGAGGCGGCCACGAAGCUCCAGGCGGAAUUCCCUGGGAGGGUCCUUCUCGCCAAGGUGGACUGUGACCAGCAGACUUCUAUCGCCUCGAAGUUCCACAUCACCAAAUAUCCAACGCUGAAGACUGUGCGCAACGGUGCCAUCAUGAAGAAGGAAUAUCGAAAAAAGCGUGAGAUCGAGGCCAUAAUUUCGUACGUCCAGGAAUUGCUCAAGGACCACGUCGUGGAGAGUUCGAUGGCCGAUCUGAGUAAGACAGUCGACGAAAGCAAAAGCGCGCUGAUCGGAUAUUUCCAGUCGAAAGAAAGCACAGCCUAUGAGGUUUUCCGGCGUAUCGCAUCCGAUCUCCACGACGAUUGCAAUUUUUACUUCACCGCCCGUGAACCUCAGCCCGAUGAAGCGAAGGAUCGCAUUAAAUUCAAGGAGGCCCGCGACAAAUACGACCUCGUGAGAUCCCUUGAAUACAAAGAGAACGUCGUGGAUUUCGAGAAGCUGAAGCAAUGGGCGCAGGAGAGAUGCGUUCCUCUCGUUCGAGAGAUAACCUUCGAGAAUGCUGAGGAGUUGACCGAGGAAGGACUGCCGUUCCUGAUCCUUUUCCACAACCCGGACGACAAAGCCUCCGUGAGGGAGUUCUCAGACGUUAUCAGGAACGAAUUGUUCGGAGAACGAACUUCGAUGAAUUUCUUGAUAGCGGACGGCGUCAAAUUCGCACACCCGCUUCACCAUCUCGGGAAAUCGUCCCGCGACCUCCCAGUCAUAGCCAUCGACUCCUUCCGACACAUGUAUCUGCUACCGAACUACGGCGACAUCCACAUACCGGGAAAACUUUCCCAGUUCGUCAAAGAUCUUUUCUCCGGGAAACUACACCGGGAGUUCCACUACGGGCCUGAGAACCCGGCGACGAACGCGGUACAGACCGAUCCUCCUGAAUCGACAUUCCGGAAGCUAGCCCCCUCGUCGAAUCGGUACACACUUCUCCGCGACGAAUUAUGAGGAGACUCGACAGCAAGGACGCUUUGUUGUGUUUGUGAGAAUCCAUCUGACAAGAUCGGAGACCAUCCGAGAACUGCAGAUGCGGCUUCGGCGGCUGUGCUAGCUACAGCGUGAGCAACACAAUGAGCUAUAGUCAUAAUACGAGAUCCAUCUGUGAAAUUCAAGCCUUCUGCCUAUUGUCCUUUUUGUGUUCAAGCGUGAUCCGAGUGAGACUUUCCAUUCCGAAAUGUUAGACCUCCGUCAGUAGAACGAGUGCUGUGAGUUCACGUGAACGAUAUUUAAGAUCAUAUUGUUAAUAGACCAAAUACGGAGAGACUGAACAGCGUAGGGCAUAGCGCAUGGGACACGAACCGCAUUCGAGGGAGCUAAUGAGAUCAUUUUAUUUUUUUACGACCCGAUCCCGGCUUCGGGGAAGCGACGGCACGAAUAACAGCUAUCGGCUUCACUGACAUUUAUUGUCUGUCUUGGUAGCCUAGACAAUGAAUGGAAUGCGAUCGGAAUCUGCCGGUGUGAUCACGGAUCAAAGCAGAACGAAAGGAUUCUGUAGUUUCUGAAGGUGGCAAGUGGCAAUAGCUCAUCAUGACGAGUCGAGAGCUUCUCUGUCAAAUCGAUACGAUCAUCACGCCCAUCAGGGAAGAGACAAGCGUAGCAAAUGUCGCUCUAGUGAUCCGCGAGGAUACGAGAGGAAGGCGAACAAAGAUUUUCCGUGUUCCCUCGGGAGCACGGAAUUUCUACUGUAUUUUAAUGAAUGAAAAUAAACUUGUACAUUU